GCAUCUUCUGACACCAGCGCUGUGGAGUCAGGACGAGCGUGGAAAGAUCAAAGAAAACGAACGAAGUGUUUUGGUUGCGCUGCGUGUUCCAGAAUAACCCCGAGACAAAGCAAAAUCAUAAUCGCAAAAGGAGACGACAAAGGGAAAUCAACACUCUCUCCAGUGCUUGCUAAUUAGCAGUCUUCAGGUGUUAACAUUCCUUUCUUUACUCUACAUUCUUCCCUUCUCUUGCCGCUAGGCAUCGAGAUCGGAGCACGGAACCCAAUUCCCUCACUUCCUUCCUGUUCAAUUUUUUUGAUGUAGCGCACUAACAAGCGCAAUCCAACCACCCUAAAGCGAGUUCUCUUCUUUAUGGCAUGCCCUCUAAAUUCCAUCAGCUACAAUGGCUCCCUCUGCGCCUGCCCUCCUGGCUACCUCCUCGUUCGCCCCUCUAACAGCUGCACUCUCUUCACCGCUAACUCCUCCAUUAAUACUGAAUCUGGAGUCGACUACUAUGCCAUCAGCUUUCCGGAGACCAUCUUUGCCUUUGAUUCCAUCAAGAAGUUUACGCAGUCCCAGGCUGUGUUCUUGGAGGCCACCCUCGUUAUGCUUCUCUCUUGGCUUCUCCUCUGCUUUUUCUUGAGGUUUACGAACCUUGGCGAUGGCUCUACUAUAUGGUUUAACAUCAGAUGGUGGAUCAGCCGUUUGGAUAUUUGUUUUGCCACCAGGCAUUGGCUGGAUGACCAGAAGGUAGUUAAAAAGCGCAAAACAGAACUUGGCGGAACUUUCUCCAUAGCAAGUUGGAUCCUUUUUAUUGGUUUAUUUGCUGCGUUGCUGUACCAGAUCAUAUCAAAAAGAACAAUUGAGGUGCAUAAUGUGAGAGCUACAAGCAGACCAGAAUUAAAUUCAUUUAUGAAUGACAUGGAGUUCAACAUAACCACCAUUUCUAGUAUGAGCUGUUCAAAUCUACGUGAUCUUGGUAGCUUUGUUACUGGAAAUCCUGGAUUUAUUGAUCAAAGAGUUUCUUCUCUAUCAACUUUGGCAAACUACUCUUGCCACAACUCAAGCAAGGGCCCAACCGUAACACUUAAGUGUAAAAACUGCAAACUGGUUCAUGAUAACAUGUACAUUUCUUGGCAUUUUGCUGAUCUCCCCAAUAAUCCUGCCAUGGCUGUUGGGUUUGAGUUCAAUCUCUCUGCAAUGGAUAAUUUAAACAAGUACGUGAGUUUUGUUAGUGGAACUCUAAAAAAUGGAAGUGCUUUUGAUGAUAGACCGGUUACAUUCAGAGGGAGGGAAUCAAAUAUUUUAAAAUUUAACUUGUUCCCCCGAAUAUACCAUAGUUUACAUGAUUUGAAGCUAAUCCAACCUUUGUUUCAUGAGUUCCUGCCUGGCUCAAUUUAUCGUGAUGCAAAUCAGCUGCAGGCAUCCCUUGAAAGCUCUGUUGAUGGACUCUUAAAUACUACAUUGUACAUCAAUUUUCUGUCUGCUUAUACUGUGGAAAUUGACAAGAAGAGUAUCAUGGGUCCUGUGAGCUUUCUUGCAGAUCUUGGUGGCCUGUAUUGUAUUAGCAUAGGCAUUUUUUUCUACCUGUUGAUACAAUGUGAGUACAGGAUAAAGAAACUCCGAAAUGAAGAUAGUAUUUUGCGGAGAAUUAGAAAUCAGCGCAAAGCUCGAGAGCGAUGGGACAAAUUGAGAAAAUAUGUAAUGUACACGUAUGGCUGUAACACUGGAGAUGACAUUUACAAGAACUCUAAAACGGAAUCAAGUUGCAGUGGGCUCAUGUUGCAAUCAAUUCGUGGAAGUGGGUCAUCACAUAAGCGAAGGCAACAAAGCAGAACAAGUUCAAUCAGUUUUUACAGCAAAGCCAGUGGAACUGCAACCAGGUCAUUGAGCUGCAAACCACUUAAAUCCACAAAUGAUCAGAAGAAGCAUUCAGAAGAUGUAUCAAAGCAGCAGAGUGUUGGUUCAAGUGAAGAAAUGACUCCGUCUCAACCUCAAGAAUCUUCUUUCAUUGAUAACUUCAUUCCACCACCACCUUCACUAGAAUUUAAGAGAGAUUCUGAAAUGGACUUGUCUGAUGUCAAGAGGAAUCUAAAACUUUUGCAUGAGUAUAAUGUAAUGCUAAGGGAGAAAUUGGUGGCUGGGCAGUCUCUGCUCCAUUCUACAUCAUCUAGGCAUUCGUCUCAAGUAAACAGUAAAGAAGAAGCUGGAAGAAAUGAUCAGAGAAUGUUCUGUAUGAACAUCUGAAAACUUGUAGCAUUCCACACUAGAUCCUGCGGCAUUCAAAGAUGCUGGAUGGAUAAGCAUGGCGAUAGAAAUUUGCAUGAUUUGGUCUGCUAUUCUUUCAUGUUCUUGUCAAAUUGAUAUUUCUUAUGGUCGUGGAUGUACUGUUUGUCGUGAAACCAUUUGUGGAUAGGUCUUUGUUGUGUCAAUAGCACGUGCAGAUAGGUGAAGGUUUUCCUAGCGUGAUGCUGACAUGAUGUCUGGUAUUCUCUGAUAUUGCUGGAGCUUCUUGCAUGUCUAGUUUUUCAGAUUAAUUAGUGAGCCGUCGAAAGAUCUAUCGGUGCAUGCUAGACCAUAUCAAUUAGUUUGGAAGUAGGUUUGGUGCUGUUGGCGAUAUAAUUGUAUGGAUCCUGGAGUUAAACAGUUUUGGCACAAGCCUCUACUGAGGACUUGUAUGAAUAACAGGGGACGGGUCUAUAAUUAUUUUUCAGAAGUAAUUAUCAAGCGUGGCAUCAUCUAAAACUAGGACCCGAUGCAGUAUCUGAAAAAUAAGUCAUGUUGUUCAUAACUUGUAAAUAAUAGUGCUUGUUAUAAAUUUCAUAUUGUAUAGAAUAUUCCCAUC
Molecule: messenger RNA, 2824 nt
Organism: Prosopis cineraria
Lineage: Eukaryota; Viridiplantae; Streptophyta; Magnoliopsida; Fabales; Fabaceae
Exons: 9
Coding region: 352-2226 (624 amino acids)
Source: RefSeq, a predicted model, not a curated record